Molecule: messenger RNA, 3429 nt
Organism: Heterocephalus glaber (naked mole-rat)
Lineage: Eukaryota; Metazoa; Chordata; Mammalia; Rodentia; Bathyergidae
Gene: Tmem135
Product: transmembrane protein 135
Source: RefSeq, a predicted model, not a curated record
UGCGCGCCCCGCCCCCUCGAGCUGGGAUACGUCGAGAGCCCAACAUCCGAGGACUUUGGCCCAGAGUAACUGGGCUCGAGUGACCUUUCCCCUUCAUCCCGCAAGUCUAGCUGCCGGCGGUGGGGGGAGUGGGCGGUUGGGCGCCGGUGUCGGUCCCUCCCGAGCCCCAGCCGUCCCCCUCCCGGGCCCUCCGUGCUUCUCGUCAUGGCGGCCCUCAGCAAGUCCAUCCCUCAUAACUGCUACGAGAUCGGCCACACAUGGAGCCCUUCCUGCCUGGUCUCCUUCCUGCAGAUCACUAGGGACGCCCUGGAGGAGUCCCUGAAGAUCUAUGCCCCUCUGUACUUGAUUGCAGCAAUUCUCCGGAAACGAAAAAUUGACUAUUAUUUAUACAAACUACUCCCUGAGAUCCUACAAUCUGCUUCAUUUCUGACUGCUAAUGGGGCCUUCUAUAUUGCUUUCUUUUGCCUUCUCAGGAAGAUCCUUGGAAGAUUCUACUCAUGGACUCCUGGCUUUGGUGCCGCUUUACCAGCAUCUUACAUAGCCAUUCUAAUUGAAAGGAAAAGCAGGAGAGGACUGCUCACAAUUUAUAUGGCCAACUUGGCCACAGAAACACUAUUUAGAAUGGGGGUGGCAAGAAGAACCAUUACAACAUUAAGAAAUGGAGAGGUCCUUUUGUUCUGCAUCACAGCGGCCAUGUAUAUGUUCUUUUUCAGGUGCAAAGAUGGUUUGAAAGGAUUUACAUUUUCAGCACUUAGGUUUAUUGUAGGGAAGGAAGAAAUUCCCACACAUUCUUAUUCACCAGAGGCAGCAUAUGCAAAAAUGGAACAAAAGAGAGAGGAACAUAAGGAAAAACCAAGAAGAAUGAAUAUAAUCGCUGUAGUUAAGAAAUUUGUGGAUUCAAUAUGUAAGCAUGGACCAAGGCAUAGGUGUUGCAAACACUAUGAAGAUAAUUGCAUCUCUUAUUGCAUUAAAGGCUUUAUCAGAAUGUUCAGUGUGGGAUAUUUGAUCCAGUGCUGCCUCAGAAUCCCCUCUGCAUUCAGGCAUCUGUUUACACAGCCAUCCCGGCUACUUUCCCUAUUCUACAAUAAAGAAAACUUCCAGCUCGGAGCUUUUCUUGGCUCUUUUGUUAGUAUAUACAAGGGUACUAGUUGCUUCCUGCGCUGGAUCAGAAAUCUGGAUGAUGAACUACAUGCUAUUAUAGCUGGAUUUUUGGCAGGAAUAUCAAUGAUGUUUUAUAAAAGCACAACAAUUUCCAUGUAUUUAGCUUCCAAAUUGGUGGAGACAAUAUAUUUCAAAGGCAUCCAAGCAGGGAAGGUUCCCUAUUUUCCUCAUGCAGAUACUAUCAUUUACUCGAUCUCUACUGCAAUUUGUUUCCAAGCAGCUGUAAUGGAAGUUCAGAACUUGCGACCAUCUUACUGGAAGUUCCUUUUAAGGCUCACCAAGGGAAGAUUUGCUAUAAUGAAUCGAAAAGCCCUUGAUGUUUUUGGUACUGGUGCAUCUAAACAUUUUCAGGAUUUCAUCCCCAGAUUGGAUCCAAGAUAUACAGUUGUAACACCAGAAUUACCCAUAGAGUUUUCUUGAAGACAACUAUAAUUUAUUUAUGUGGCUAUAUGUCUCAUCAUUUUAUGCUGAAGAGUUAAUUAUGUUUAACACAAAGAAGGGGGCCCAAGCUCAAACUUCAGCGUUAUUUCAUUGAGAGAUCUUUUUGUUGUUGUUUUUUUACCAAUCAGAAAUACAGAAGCUUUUUAGGAAGGUGUUGCUUAAUAAUUAAGCUUCCUCUAUAGCCAGAAUAUAAUUCUGAAAUCACAAUAGUGGUUGACAUUAUGAUGUAUUAUUGAUUAAAUUAUGUCCACAAACAAUCUGGAGUGAUCUAUGUAGAGUAUACUUAAAAUUACUUUAAAAGAUACUUUUGGUUCAUUCCAAUAUAAUUCCUGGUUAAAACUAAGAAUAUUUAUACAUUUUAGGAUUUACAAAGGAUCACGGGUACAUGGAUUUGGUCUGUAUUUUUUUAAAUUUGAAUUGUUAUUUGUAGUAGUGGAAUGUUAGGUUUGAAGGAAUCUCCAUCGACAGUGCUGCUUCAGUAUAGAGCAAUAUAAUUGGAGAAGAAAGCAGCCAUUUGUAUUUCAGGGAUGUUAAAAUGGGUCUUAUCCCAUAUAGGUGAAUGUUGUGGUAUCCGUACUAUUUCUGUCAACUGAUAACACCAUUUCUCCAUGACCAGCUAAGCUGUUUGGCAGCCCAGUGAACCUACAUAUUGAUUGGUUAGAGACAAAUGGAAAGCCACACAUCUGAUAUAGUUGAAAUGUAUGUUUUAAUCUUUUACAAUAGGAUUACACUUGAAUAUUUUAAAACAAAUAUUUUAAACCUACAGAAAUAUAUAUAUAUAUAUUUUUCAUUUAUAGAGACUGAAUUCUUUAUUGUUCAGUUUGUAUGGUGUUGUUUUGGAAGAGAUCAAAGUCCUAUAGAUCAAAAGUCUUGUCAAGUUUAGCAGUUUGUACCUUCUCAACUGUUUCUCCUAAGUAAUGGAUGUUUUACAACUAAAAACAGUAUUCAAAUCCAGUGGUUAUUAAAAAGUCCAUUUUAUUAUUAAUUGGAUUCAUAUUCUCCAGCUUCCUUUUCAGAAAUCACUGUCAUUGUUUUCACUGUGGAUUAAAGAAGUGACAAAAUAUAGUCAUUGUUGAUUAUAAAAGUAAUUCAGGACAGCUGAUGGAAAUAUGAUCACCAUUUCAAGUUUUUCAGGGAAAGGUUAUACAUCUCUAAAUAAGAAGCUUACAUGGUUGUGAUGUCUACAGUUAAUGUAACAUAUAAGAAUGGUGGUACUUUUUUUUAAAUAUAAUUUUGUUGCUAAAAGUUUUAGGCCAUUGUAAAUUAUUCAGUAGAACAUGUGUUGCAGCAGGAAUUAUAAUCCAGGUGUUAAAAAUAAUUAAUCCCAUAUUUGAUUCUAUCAAGCAUUGUACACUUCUGUUUCUAUAUAAUCUUACCCUUGGUUGCUAUGGCAAAUUGAAACCCAGCAAAAAGACAGACUCUAUUCCUAUGGUAACAGAGAGCUGCUGUUUGUGAAAAUUUCACAUAGUGAUUAACUUUUGAGAGUGGACUUAUCUCUUUGGCAAUACUGUUAAAAGAUCAUUUUGGUUUCAGACUUCAACUUUGAUUAGUAAGUGUAAAUUUAAAUUUUUAUUCACUGGAAUCAAAAUGAUGAUUGGUACUGUGUUUACAUUUAAAAAUUGAAGUAUUAAAGCACUGAAAAAGCACAGCUACCUACACCUCAUUUUUUUUCUGUUCAGAAUUUAUGUUUAUAAUAUUUUUCCUGUUAGGUUAAAAAUAUAUUUUAAUCCAUAAGUUGUUAUUUUCACUGAAUUAAAGACUGAUACUGAAAGACAAAUUCUGUUUCAACUUGGUGACAUUGUAUAGUAAAAAUUUGCUGGUCAAAAA